Messenger RNA from Pelodiscus sinensis (Chinese soft-shelled turtle), 3327 nucleotides. The record is from RefSeq and is a predicted model, not a curated record. Lineage: Eukaryota; Metazoa; Chordata; Testudines; Trionychidae.
AUGCUCCUAUUGGCUUCAGUAAGGCAUAAACGAGUCCUCACGAAGCUUGAUGUAUCUGCAACUUACAGCAUCAAAAGUGACAGAAACGGGCACUUCACCUUCAGUAGCCGGCUCCUGCCUCUCUCUCAAAAUCCCUCUGUGCUGCCAUUCAGAAGCUGCCAGCCUGGAGUAAUCAACAGUGGAAGAUGCAGGAGCAGUGCUUCGGUGAAAGAACUUCUGGGGUUGGCCUCCUGGCGCAACGAUGGCCUAGCGCAGUCGGGCCGGAACUAUCGCGCAGUCCUGUGCACCGAGCUGACAAAGCCGCUGAUCAUCAGGAACCUUCCUGCCCCUUCUCUGCAGCCCCAUGAGGUCAGGGUUGGGGUCCAUUACUGUGGGGUCAAUUUUGCUGAUAUCUUGGCCUGUAAAGGUCUGUACCAGGAGAAGCACUGUCUUCCAUUCACGCCUGGAAUGGAGUUUUCAGGGACAGUGGUGGAGACCGGAGCCAACGUCAGCACAGUGCGGGAGGGAGACAGGGUAAUUGGUGUGAAUGGCAUGGGGGCGAUGGCGGAGGAGUGCGUAGCUGAUCAGAAGAUGCUGUGGCCAAUCCCAGAGGGCGUUUCUUAUGAGGAAGCUGCAGCGUUGCCGGUCUCUUACGGCACAGCCAUUUUGGCCCUGGAACACAGAGCACGCACGCAGCCCGGGGAAACGGUUCUAGUGACGGCAGCCGCGGGGGCCACGGGACUCGCUGCUGUUGACGUCGCCGCCAACGUUCUCAAGGCCAAGGUGAUAGCAGCAGCUGGAAGUGAUCACAAAUGCAACCUGGCCCUGCAGAAGGGUGCAGCCCACAGCGUGAAUUACACCCAAGGGAGCUUGAAGGAAGAGGCGAGGAAGCUCACAGAGAACAGAGGGGUCAAUGUCAUUCUGGAUGCUGUAGGCGGGGACGUGUUCAAGGCGGCGUUACAUAGUUUGGCUUGGGAGGGCAGGAUUGUGGUGGUGGGUUUUGCUGGAGGCGCAAUCCCCUCUGUCCCAGCCAACCUGCUGCUUCUGAAGAACGUUUCUGCCCUGGGAGUGUUCUGGGGUCGAUACCGGGAAGAGGACUUCCCUGUGUUUUCCUCGUCCCUCUCCUCUGCUCUUUGGUACUGCCAGGAAAGACGGAUCCGACCUCACGUGGGAGCGGUCUUCAAACUGGAAGAGGUGAAUGAAGCUUUUAGUCGUGUAACCCAGCGCAAGUCAACAGGAAAGGUCAUCAUCUCCACUAAAUAAAUCCACCUGCUUCCUCAGCACAGCGCCUGCCUGCUGCUGUUUACUAAUUCACAGAAUUACCCUUCUGGAUUAUGGAUGCAGAUGGCCACGUUGCAUCUACUCUCUGAUUUCUUAUCUGGUUUUGUCUACCACCACCAGUAACGUAGAGGGCGUCCGGGUUCUUAACGUUAAAUGACAUGAUGGUAUAAAUCCUAGGGGAGACAAGGUUUCACUGCGACGGAAAGAGGGGGAAUAGAUGCAGACCAGUGCAGUUAAAACAGCCGUAACCCAGACUCUCUCAAAGAAUUGCCAUCGUGAAAUCGCCUUAAGUCUCCUAUUAUGAGCAGCAUGUGCUCAGUGUAAUAUACCUGUAACCUCCUUAGAGGCUCAGAGCAAGGCUGCAGGCUCUUUUUUCCAUAGUGUAGCUCCCCACUUAUCAGAGUGUUUAUGUUGGGGACACCUCCCCAUUUCACUGGCCUUUGUGCAGACUCCCCCCAUGUUAAUGGUUGCAUGGAUCAGUUUCCUUCCAUUGGUGAUGGUCUAGUAUCUUAGGGUCUGUCUACACUGCGUCCGAUGCCAGUGGACUUGGGCUUGCGGGGCUGAUCGGCAGAGGUGUAGAUUUUCAAGCACAGGUUGCAGGGUUCCAGAUUGUGGGCUCCGUUCUGAGCCUGAAUGUUUACACUAUAAUUAAGCAGACUCUUAGGCCGAGUUUUUAAUUGCCACCCUUGUGUCAGCCACUGUCCUGACUUUCCUGAUGUUGCCUUCCCACAAAGGCAGUGUGAUUUUGCUGCUUGUAAUGCAGUGUAAGAGCUGGAACCGAGGAGGGGAAUUAGGGCUCUGUGGCCAGUCAGAUCGUCACUCACCAUUGAGAGGAGCUGCCCUGGGUCGAAGGGCAGCAGCAGCGUUCCUAUAUGCAGCCAUUACAAAACAGUCAGCUAGAACCAGGCAGCGUGGAAUGGGAAGGCAGGGUUGAAAUGAAGAGACUUGAAUAAAACGUGAAGUGGGGGGCGCACCAUUUUCCCACCGAUGUAUCAGACCCACGGGUGCAUCUCGCCCGUCACCCUGCUUCGGCAUCGGCUGGCAUGGCGUCAGGAGAACCAAACAGUCCCCCAGUUAUUGCUGGACCCGACUGCUUACGCGUGGGAGGAACGGUUCCUCGCUGAAUCCUGUGUCCGCCAGGCUUGGUCCCGAGAGGUGUAAUUAUGCAGGUGGUUACCUUGGUGAGCGACUUGCCUGAGACAGUGUUAACAAGCAGACUUGGCUCCCUCGCGCCUGCCUAACAAGGGCUGAACCCGCGGCAUGCAGCAGAAUGCGCUCGGGAAGAGCUGCUGGAUGUGAAAAUACCUAAAUUCCUCCCUGCAGCUGCUGGCUGCUCCGACUGCCAACCCAAAUUCCUGCACCUCUGAACGUCCCUCAGGCACGAGCGCGCUCUAGAUGUACAACAAGCCUUUCGGUUUUCUGGACGUGGCUUUUGCUGCGGCUGUGGAUAACAUGCUGUCUUCUUCGAGCCUUCGCUGCUACCCUGGCUUCUGGAGGAACCUGGCAAUGUCAUCCCUUCCAAACACAACUGAUUCCUCAGAUUGCCACCUGCUUCCUGCCACAGGAGACGGUUGCUUGUUUGUGUCCUACACACAUGCAGACAGAAGACGUCUGCCCGGACUAGCUUGUUCAAAUACACUUCCGAUGAGGUGGUCCUCGUAGUCUGUACAACUCAGUCUCAAUCUGCGGCACGUUGUGACUGCAGGGCUGAGUCUCCAUGUGCUUUUGUAGAUGCAACACGGUUCUGAAGUGCAGGGCUCUGCAUGGCUAACUGGACUCCGCCGAGUCAGCGUUCCCAAGUGCGCAGUGGACAGACUAGCUCAUUUCAUCUAUGGGGGAUUUGAACUCAGGUCUCCCACAGAAAACAUGAGUUGGGUUAUCUGCGGUGUUGCCUAGUCUCCCCCCAGUGAGAUCACUGGACUUUUUCUCGGAACCAGAUCUUUCUGACCUUAGAGUCUAAACCAGUGUUUCUUAAACUGUGUUCUGUGGCACACCGAUGUGCCGUGGAGAACAAUAGAAUUCAAAAUGGCUGCCCUUAAAGGGGCAGCUGACUUUUUUUUUUUUGCU